CCUCAUAUACUCUAUCCUUACUUUUCUUGCUCAGAAGUUCGAGGACAGACGUGUGGGCGUGACCGACGAUACGAAGACUCGAGGAGUCGCCUCCGUCAAGCUGCCGUCUGGUCGUCCACCAUGGCCCUCCUUGCUGGCUGAUGCCGAUCCGACCAAUAUUGUCAUCUACCUGCCACACCUGUCAUAUCCCACCAAGUGA
This is a messenger RNA of Cylicostephanus goldi, 199 nucleotides long. The record is from the annotation of a GenBank genome assembly. NCBI's taxonomy places the organism in Eukaryota, Metazoa, Nematoda, Chromadorea, Rhabditida, Strongylidae.